AUGGAGCUUGAACAUUUGAUCCAUGAACACCCCUUGAUCUUCCAUGAAGAUGAGAGAAAGGACGGCGCAAUGGUUUUUUGUAAAGCCUGCAGGAAACGAAUAUGGGGUUUCCAAUUCCAUUACAGUUGUGAGGAGUGCAAUUUAUACUUUCAUAAAUCAUGUGCCGAACGACCCCGCGAGUUGGAGCAUCCACUGCACCCUAAGCAUCGUCUUAAUCUAUUCGCAGUUGAGUGGUCGUUCGGCAAAUGUGGUGGCUGCAGUGGAGAGUUAUGGGGCUAUAAUUACCAUUGCUCUCUGUGUGACUUCAAGCUUCAUCUGAAGUGUUCUGCUCUGCCGCUCAGCAUUGAAUCUAAAAUUCACGACCACCCAUUAAAUCUCGUGCGGAGAGCAGUCUCGUUCAAUUGCGAUGCCUGUCGGAAAGAAGGUGUGGGUAUGUUUUACUUAUGUACCGCCUGCCCAUUCUUGGUUCACCUAGAUUGUGCGUUCUUACCAUUGAUGGUCAAACAAAUACGACACAAGCACCCUCUCAGCCUCACCUACUCUGUUCAGCUCAAUCAGUCUGACCACCAUCGAAUUUGCCUACUCUGUGUUGAAAAGGUCGACACAGAUUACAGGGUAUACUGCUGCUCGAAUUGUGAUUUUGUUGCUCACCUUAAUUGCGCUACUGAUGAGCGAAACAGGGAUGAAACAUUUGAAUGGGAAUUGCAAGAUAAGAAUCCUUUUGAAUCAAUCAUUAUACGCCAAAGUUCAAAUCUUGAUGAAUACACUGAUUUAUUGCCUUAUUUUAUCAAGAAGAUUAAGUUGGGAGAGGAUAAAACAGAAAUAGCUGUGGAAAUCAAACAUUUUAGCCACGAACAUGACUUAGAGCUUACUGAGGAGUUGGAGACUAACGAAAAAUGUGAUGCGUGUGUAAGGCAUAUCUUCUCUCCAUUUUACAGUUGUGCUCAGUGUGGAUUCUUUCUUCACAAAUCUUGUGCUGAAUUACCCCGAAAAAAGCAACACUCGCUUCACCAACACCCUCUCAUCCUCCUCCCACAGGCAUCUUAUAGUGGUGGUUUCUUUCAAUGUCUUGCCUGCAAUAUUCCUUGCAAUGGCUUCACCUACAAUUGUGACAGAUGCGGGUUCAACCUUGAUGUCCAAUGUGGUUCUCUCUCAGACAUCUUCGUCCAUGAUGGUCACGAGCACCGGCUUAUUCUAUCUAGUGGAUAUGCUGACUGUAGUUCCUGUGGUCGUUGGGGAAACAUCUUUCGCUGUGCUGAUUGUGAAUUUGCUGUAGACUUCAUUUGUUCCACACUACCCCAUAGGGUAAGGUACAAAUCACCCUUUGAAGAAGUAUUCAAGCUUUGUUAUACUGUUGAAGAUGUAUCAGAUGAAUAUUAUUGUGAUAUUUGUGAAGAAGAACGAAACCCAAAGCAUUGGUUCUAUUACUGUGCGGAUCUCAGUUUUCCUGCUCAUCCUAGAUGCAUUCUUGGGGACUUUCCAUAUAUGAAAUUUGGGAAGACCUACUCAUUAGAUGUCCACCCGCAUCCCUUACCUGUGUCCAGAGGACAAAGGGUCACACUCCAUGUGACAGAUGCAGUGGUGAACGUUCUUAUGCUGGCCUAUCCUUUGAAUGUGUCAAGUGUGAUUUCAAUCUUGAUGAGUGGUGCCUCCGUGAGAUGGCAGAAUGACAUAGCUGGUGGCUUUCACCACCAUGUAAAAAAGUAG
Juglans microcarpa x Juglans regia is the source of this 1707-nucleotide messenger RNA. RefSeq lists its product as uncharacterized. Lineage: Eukaryota; Viridiplantae; Streptophyta; Magnoliopsida; Fagales; Juglandaceae. The record is from RefSeq and is a predicted model, not a curated record. The coding region runs from base 1 to 1707 and encodes 568 amino acids. The transcript has a single exon.